CAUUGUCUUCAUUCAUUUGUGCAACAUGAUCUGCAGUCGUAUUUUGGUGUACUUUUUUGUGUAAUUUUGAAAGCUAAGGCUCUAUUGAUCACUUUUUGCUGCUAAAUUGUGUUCACUUCUAUCUUAAUAAUCCUUAAAAAUAUGUAUAUUGUUUCAUGUGUUAGUUACGGGUAUUCUUUGCCUCUUACAUAGUGGAUGAUACAGUAACUGAUUCUGAGUUAUUUACUGGUUGUACCUAUCUUUCAAUCAUGGAAGUGAAUCCUUUGAACAUAUUUUUCGUGAAAUCGGACAGCAAAGGGGACAGGUUAUUGUUUAGGUACCCUUAUACGACAGAAAAUAAGGAUGAAAGUAAGCAGAAGAAGUGUGGGCGCCAGAACCCUUACGCCAUUAACUCGAGUCAAACGGAGGAUUUAUUGCAGAAUCCACAAUCGCAGACAUCGAACAUAUGCAAAGGUCAAUUGAGUGGUUUCACAGAUGAAAUGCUGUCGACCCUGUUUGCUGUCAAGGCAGAGCUUUGCAACCAGAAGUUUGAAUUGAAAGUGAAUGAUGUACGGUUUGUCGGACACCCCACACUGCUGCCGUACCGCACCAACAAAGACGACAACACUGCUAUGAUCCUGAUUAAUAUUGUGUUUGCAUUGCAGGCGUCUGCUAGUCACUCUAUAGUAAAAUGUUACUAUGAUCUGAGCAAAAGACUGGGGAAGGCGUUGAGGCAUGAAGAGAAAAGAUGUUCCUAUCUCACUGAGGAGAUGAAAAUUAUGUUGGCCGCCCACGACGAGGUGUCGUCGAUGGACAGCGAGGUGAACUCGGGCGAUAACGAUGAUGAUGAUGACAACCUGCGGCUGUCCGUGAGCUCCACCACCUGCCCGGCCGACGACGCGCCCAAGUCAGCCUUCCACCUCAUACUGCAGCGGAGCACCCUCGCGCGCGCUAUGAAGAAGGUCUUCGAGGAGCUUAGUAGCACUGGCAUAGUCCAAGUCCGUAUAAACAAGUGGGUUCUCCUGUCGUUCUGCCUACCCCACAAGGCACAUCAGAUCCACAACCGCGGUGCCAUCAUAGAGCCAGAGACGAUAGACAAGUGUCUGCAGAAACUCAGGCCUUACCAUGGAAUUUUGCUAAUGGUGAACCCUAACUCGCUGCUGGCGUCCAUCCCGCUGGACGGCAGCGCGGCCCUGCUGCGGCUCAUCAAGCUGUACAGCCCUCUCAAGAGCCUGCAGACCCUGGCCAUCGAGGCUGACCUCACGCUCACACAGGUGUUCCAGCUGACCGGGCACCUGGUGUACUGGGCGAAGGCCACGGUGAUCUACCCGCUGUGCGAGGGCAACGUGUACGUGGUGGCGCCGGGCGCGAGUGUGCACGUGCACUCGCCGCUCGUCGCCGACUUCGCCAAGGAGUUCCCUGGGAUGUGCCUGCUGCAGAUGCUGGGCGAGUUCUCCCUGCCGGCGCCGCUGUGGUACGUGUCCCGCGGCGGCGGCGGCGGGCGCGGGCCGCGCCUGGCGCGCGCCGUGGCCUGGCUGCUGCGGCGCCGGCUGCUGCUGCAGCUGCACACCUACGUGCAGUUCAACUCGCACUGGGGCCGCCUCGACGACGGUAAAGAGUACUUCUGCGAGAAGCAUGACAUCUACAACCAGUCGUGCAGCAUAUCCUUCUCGUCGCUCAACCACGUGCCGGAGCCGGUCAACGACACCAAAAUGUUUCCGGACUCCGACGAGGACUAUCCGGAGAACACCAUAAGCAAAAAGGACUUCAGCCAUACAAAACCUAUAGUCAUAGAAGCAGAGAAAAACUACGACAAAUAUGACGUCGAUUCCGCACACCAUUCCUUCGACGACGGAAUGGAUGUCGUCGAUGGAAUCGUCAAAGUGAACAGUGAUAACGGUUGUGAUUUUAAAAGUGACAACGGACAGAAAAAGUUGCACGGUAACAGUGUAGAUAGUGGUAUUUCAAAUAACAUCAAUGGCACUACUCAUAUCAGUAAUGGAGAGAGUGUCAACGGUAUAACGGGUACAGAACACAGUGAGGUUGAUAAGGAAAGUGAAAAGGUUAAAACAUUACCGUCACGGUUGUCAGACUUGUCCUUGAAAGGUGGUGAUAACGGAUUGAACUCCAGUGGUGAUGAAGAUAAGUUUGAAAGUGAUGAGGUUGCACCUCAUUUGAGGAAUAGCAAUGGCAUGGUCAAUGGGAAUGAGAAGAGGAAUGGUGUCUCAUUGAAUUUAAGACUGCAAAGUGAAAUGAGCUUCCAGCCGCCCACGGUGUGGAGCGUGCCGGCGGCGGCCAGCUGCGAGGCGGCGGCGGCGGCGGCGGGCGCGGGCGCGGGCGCGCUGGACUGCUUCACGGCCGAGGACCGCGCCGCGCUCGCCGCGCUGCCCGCCGCCGCCGACCACGACGACCUGCUGCUGCUGGCGCAGCUGCACAAGAAAGGUUACUUACGGGGUGAGCAGCACUUAGAGGAGAUAAUGUUUAUGGAGAACGUAUCAAGAUCCCAGUUGAUGCAACUGCUGGACAAGUUCAAGGAUGUCCUCAUCACCUUCGAGACGGAGGACCCCGCCGUCGCCAUGCUGUACCCGUACCAAUAAACUGCCAUCGACGUUACAUGUUUACCAAUAAAUGUACACUGUGUACCCUCAUGUCGCCCGCCACGCGAUAUUUGACAUAAGCUCACGACUAUCCCAAUGAAGGACUUUCCAAUCCACGUUUCCCAAAAACGAUACGCUAGAUGGCGUUGUUCACUUUUAACGUCAUAAUUACCUAUUUUCUCAUUGCUGGGGUACAUAACGAUUCAAAAAUAUAAUGCAAUUGUAACUUGGUGUAAUUAAAAGAGUCGUCAUUUAUACCCAAAAAGAUAAAAGAUGCAUAUGUCUGUGUUAUCCAUGAAAUUAGAAGUUUACGAAGAAAAAAGUUAACAACGCCAUCUAUCGUGUUUUUGGGGAACGCCGAUUGCAAAGUUUCUCAUUUAUAGAAUACGUUCCGAACUAUUACGCAAAUAAUGAUUAACGUUAGAUUUUAAUGUUAAAAAAACCUAAGAAAUCUAAUAAUAAAAUUAGAAUGUGAAAUUCUUAUAUUCGUGUUGUAUAAUUUAUAAUAAAUAAUAAUAAAAUUGGUUACUCGAGCUUGUAAAUUGUAUUAAAAGGAAAAUGGUGUUUCUUACUUUCGUGAUGCAUUAAAUUAUUAUUAGACGAUCGAUCAUGGUGCCGAUUUGUGCAGCCACCAACUUAAAUUUCAUUUGGCAGGACUAAAACUAGCUCUUUCUCUUUCUUGCCCAUAUUGUAAGUGAAGGAUGGCAAUAAUUUAAGAACUGUCAAACUAAAAUUAGGUUUGUGUGCGUCCGAAUACACACCGAAAUUAAAUUAAAUUUUAAUUUAGUUUGACAGCACUAACAAUAGUGCCGUCCUACACUUACGACGAGUGCAAGAGAGAUAGAGCUAGUUCUAGAACUACCAAACUAAAUUAAAAAUUAAGUUGAGUAUCCAAUCAAAGUUCUUGUCUAGAUUAAAUAAUUCAAAUAUAAUUUGAAAAGAAAUGCCGUAAAUCAAAAGACUUGGCAAGGGUAGCUUUAGGCGUAAGUUAAUUUAUGUUUUUAUCAUAAUAGGUUUUUAAUAAUAGGCUUUGUGUGUCUAUCAUCUGGUAUGCUUAAUAUAAUAUGUUAUGUGUACCUAUAUGUUACAGGGAAUGUACUAAAACAAAAUUUUAGCUUCCCUUGUGACAAAAAGACGAAACUAAAGAAUAAUAUGUUAAAAUUCCUAAUUUAUUUGUGUAUUUUUUUGGCGAAAAUCUUUUUCUAAUCAGCUUGGUGGUAUGAAAGUCAAGUCUUAUAGGUAUAUAUUUGCCUACUAUAAAGGCAUAUUUAUUUUUUGUAUUUACUUACAAAUAAAAAACAGUCAACGAUGCAA
Messenger RNA from Pectinophora gossypiella (pink bollworm), 3890 nucleotides. RefSeq names its product GATOR complex protein NPRL3 (gene Nprl3). Lineage: Eukaryota; Metazoa; Arthropoda; Insecta; Lepidoptera; Gelechiidae. Bases 249 to 2576 code for a protein of 775 amino acids. The transcript has 11 exons. Gene Ontology annotation, biological process: positive regulation of autophagy; cellular response to amino acid starvation; negative regulation of TORC1 signaling. The record is from RefSeq and is a predicted model, not a curated record. Gene Ontology annotation, cellular component: GATOR1 complex.